AUGAUAACCCCGCUCGAGAUCUCCAGAGAGCGACUGGAACCAGCGGCCCUUCGCAAGUACCACCCUUCCUCCGCCCGCUGGAUCAUGAUUCAACGGUUCUUGGACGUCAAGGGCCCCGAAUACGAGCGCGUGUUGAUAGUCGACGCGGGCCAGAUAUUUUUCCAGGCCAAUCCUUUCGACAUCAUCGGGGACCCUGGAGUAUACACCUUCACGGACGACAAGCUUAUCGGCAAGAGCCAGCAGCACUCCACCAAGAUACAAGACUGUCUCGGGGCCUCGGUCCUCGCCAAACUCGCCGACAAACCCGCCAUCCACUCGGGCGUCAGCCUGGGAACGUCCAACCUCGUCGUCGAGUACGCCCGCCAGAUGUCGGAAGUCCUCUCCUCGGCAGGGUUUCAGGCGUGCGAGAAAGCCGGUGUGGACGCGGGCUUGCACGACUAUUUACUGUACAGCGGGGGGGUGCAGGGGGUGCUGAGGUUCGACCAGUCUUCUGGGCCCAUGACCGACGUGCCGGCCGGGAAGUUCGAUAUGUCUGGUUCCCGCGUGACAAACCUCGAGGGACGCGAGGUGCCGAUAGUGUAUCGCUACGUCGAGAACGCUAUCUUGACGGCCGAGGUCUUCAGGAGGUACAUCUACUGGAACCAGGAAGAUAGUAUCGUCAACCCGGCUGGCAAGGAGAGGGCUGUCGAUGAUAAGGCGGCAGUUGUUCCUGCUACCGUCGAAAACUGCGAGCAGUUCGCGCUUUCGGAGGGGGUUGAUCUGUUCAAGGCCAAGUGCGACCUCACCAACGCGAGGUACACAGUUGAGCUUAAGAAAAGGAGGCCUGCGUCAUUGUUUAAAAAUGUCUUCAGUCAAGUCGUGAAAGGCUUUCGACAAGGUUGUGUUUCCAAGCAAUAG
Molecule: messenger RNA, 897 nt
Organism: Ectocarpus siliculosus
Lineage: Eukaryota; Phaeophyceae; Ectocarpales; Ectocarpaceae
Source: the annotation of a GenBank genome assembly